UCUCUCCCCUCCCCUAUGGCUAUCUCUCUCUCUCCUGUCUCUCUCCCUCUCUCUCUCUCUCCUGUCUCUGUCUCUCUCUCUCUCCUCUCUCUCUCUCCCUCUCUCCUGUCUCUCUCUCUCUGUGUCUCCUGUCUCUCUCCCUCUCUCUCUCCUGUCUCUCUCUCCUCUCUCUCUCUCUCUCUCUCCUGUCUCUCUCCCUCUCUCUCUCCUGUCUCUCUCCCUCUCCCUCCCUGCCUGCAUGUCUGCCUUUCUCUCUCCCUGCCUGUCUCUUUCUCUCUCCCACAGCAGUCUCUCUCUCUCCCUCCCUACCUGUGUGUCUGUCUGUCUCUCCCCCCUCCCCCCUGCAUCUCUCUCCCCCCCCCACAUCUCUCUCUCUCUCCCUGUCUCUCUCUCUCUCUCCGCCCCCCCCCCCCCACACCUGUCUGUCUCUCACUCUCUCCGUCUGUCUGUCUGUCUCUCCCUCAUUUUCCCUCAGACGAUCCAACUUUCACCAAACAGCCGAGUGAAGAGUGUGGUGUCGAGGGUUUUGUUUCGUUUGGAAGUUGGAUGCUGUGCAUCAGUGUCGAACCAGAAGCCUGUUUUUGUAGGCCCCAGAGCCUCUCGGACAGAUGGUGGCCAUGGACAGGGACACGAACAGGAGGGAAACCGAAAGCCGAGACGCAGAGAAUGCCAAUGACAGCCCGCCGCCGGUUUCCCCGAGCCUGGUGCCGCACCGUUCUGAUGACAGCCUUCCAGCUGGUGACGGGCAUCGGUUUCCAAACGCCGCAUCGCGCUCCAGGGAGGUGCCAGGUCUUCACCCGCCAGAUAACCACGUUUUCUGUGUGGAGAUACAAGCUCUGGAAGUGGGGCGACUCGUUCCUUUUCUGACCCAGAAGGCGGCGGAGGUCUGGAGUCCUCAUCAUGUGAAAAUGCCCUUUUCAAACCGCAGCGUGCAGUCCAAGACAAGAGCAGGAGUGUAUCGUACAGCGGUGAAACGCUGGGAUGUAAUCAAAGGAGUUCUGGGCAAGGCCAAGUUUGAAUCCUCGAAGGAUUUGGAGUACGCUAUUAAAGAGUACAAUCAGAAAUACGCCCAUCUCUGGAAUUUCUCAGGACUCCAUGAAUACUUCCAGCAGAUGCGCAGUGCAGAACGAGAGUGUACACUGAGAUGUCUGCUCCCAGACAUGGCGAAGCUGGCCCUGAAGUUGCCAGAGCUGUGCUCCAAGUCCAUCCCUCUCUUGAGGCGAGGAACUCCCCAGGCCGUUAGCAUGUCCCAGGAGCAAAUCUCCUGCCUCCUGGCAAACGCUUUCUUCUGCACUUUUCCCCAUCGCAACAGCAAGCAGUCCAACUCGGAGUACAGCACGUUCCCGGAUAUCAACUUCAGCAGGCUGUUUGGAAACCCGUCACCGAGGCUGAUUGAAAAGCUGAAGACUAUUUUCUGCUACUUCAGCCAGGUGACACAAAGCGUUCCCUUUGGACUGGUGACAUUCCAAAGAUGUUGCAUUCCAGAACCGAUUCAAUGGAAGAGUUCCACAUACAAGCUGACCAACCUGACGGUCAAAACCGAGGGGAGGAUCGAGGAGGCAGGCGAAGGUGUACUACAGGUGGAUUUUGCCUCCCCGUUGGUGGGAGGAGGGGUGCUGAGCUCCGGCCUGGUCCAGGAGGAGAUCCGCUUCCUCAUCAGCCCGGAACUGAUCGCGGCUCGUCUCUUCACUGAGAGACUGUCUGACACCGAGUGCCUGGUCAUUACCGGCUCGCAACUCUACAGCAAAUACGACGGGUACAGCAACUCGUUCAGGUGGAUGGGAGUGCACAUCGACAAGACCUCAAGGGACCUGUGGCUCAGACGCCGGACAGAGGUCGUGGCCAUCGACGCCAUUAACUUCCGAGACCCCGCAGAGCAGUACACAAUUCACAAUCUGGACAGGGAGCUGCACAAGGCCUACUGUGGGUUUUCUAAUGCACACCGGGUGGUGCCCGCCUGGCAGAAUACUCCCGUCGCCACGGGCAACUGGGGCUGCGGAGCUUUCCAAGGCGAUGCGAAGCUUAAAGCUCUCAUCCAGAUCAUGGCCGCCGCCCAGGCGGAAAGGGACGUGAUCUACUUCACUUUCGGGGACGUUGCCUUGACAGAACGCCUCCGGGCGGUGCACACGUUUCUGCGGAACGCCAACUGCACAGUGGGACAACUUUACAGCAUAUUGGAGAGGUACACGAGGAAAGAAGUGGGGCAUCGCAGAGAUCUGUACGAGUGUAUUCACGCAAACUGUUUGAAGGGUCGCAUCUGAUGGCUGGGACUGGAGAGGGGAUGCCAGAGACGGAACGUGCCAGUCAGACCAACAGAGCCUCGUGGACGUACUCAGCCCUCACAUCGAUUCAGGCGCAGAAACCGUCAAACUCAGCGGCUGCAAACGUUCCAGUUAAGAAAUCCUAAAUCAUCCUCGAACGGGCCUGAAGAGGGGUUUUGGACAGGGACGUAAAGCUGUCAGCUCUUGCGGGAUCCUCGGUACUUGUCCCACUGUUUUUCUUCUGUCUCUUGCGACAAAUUGUGCACAAAGUGAAUUUCUCUGAAUCUUUUCUGUUUCAAAUUGCACACAGGGAUUAAAUGCAGAUAAAGUUAAA
Messenger RNA from Hemiscyllium ocellatum (epaulette shark), 2595 nucleotides. RefSeq names its product poly(ADP-ribose) glycohydrolase-like. The coding region runs from base 609 to 2261 and encodes 550 amino acids. The transcript is spliced from 16 exons. The record is from RefSeq and is a predicted model, not a curated record. Gene Ontology annotation, cellular component: nucleus; cytoplasm. Gene Ontology annotation, biological process: ATP generation from poly-ADP-D-ribose; carbohydrate metabolic process; nucleotide-sugar metabolic process. Lineage: Eukaryota; Metazoa; Chordata; Chondrichthyes; Orectolobiformes; Hemiscylliidae. Gene Ontology annotation, molecular function: poly(ADP-ribose) glycohydrolase activity.